AUGACUACUGAAGGUGAAGCUACGAAUCCUCCUGCUACUGGUGGAGCCAACGCACCAGAAACUGAAGGCGCCAAGGAAACUGAAUCACCGGCCACUGCAGCACCUCCGGUAAAGCAAACUAAAUGCAUUCUGCUUACUGGGUUCGGUGGGCCCAAGUACCUUCGAGUCCAGUCAAAGGACCAGAGGACUGUUGGUAAAGGCGAAAUCGCUGUUGAGGUGGAAGCCUGCUCUGCUCCCCUCCUCAUGUUGCCCUCCAUGGGUACACAUGGGCGAAGGAGAAAAGAUGGUAUCCAAUCAGAGUUUAGUAUUCCUCGUGUCCUCUCCUCUUACCUGCUUAUUCUCAUGCCAGGUAUGCCCUUCCUUUCAUGA
Messenger RNA from Hydatigera taeniaeformis, 369 nucleotides. The record is from the annotation of a GenBank genome assembly. NCBI's taxonomy places the organism in Eukaryota, Metazoa, Platyhelminthes, Cestoda, Cyclophyllidea, Taeniidae.